Molecule: messenger RNA, 2517 nt
Organism: Chaetura pelagica (chimney swift)
Lineage: Eukaryota; Metazoa; Chordata; Aves; Apodiformes; Apodidae
Gene: MYRIP
Product: myosin VIIA and Rab interacting protein
Exons: 16
Coding region: 1-2517 (838 amino acids)
Cellular component (GO): cortical actin cytoskeleton
Molecular function (GO): myosin binding; actin binding
Source: RefSeq, a predicted model, not a curated record
AUGAAGCAGAAGUUGGAUGAAGAGGGUAACAAGUGCAGCAUCCUUUCUAAGCAACAGAAGUUCAAUGAGCACUGCUGUAUUCGCUGCUGUUCCCCCUUCACAUUUCUUAUCAACAGCAAGAGACAGUGCCAAGACUGCAAGUACAACAUCUGCAAGAGCUGCAGUUCUUACCACAAGAAGGAGAAGGCUUGGAUUUGCUGUGUCUGCCAGCAAGCAAGACUUCUAAGGGCUCAGUCUCUGGAUUGGUACUAUAAUAAUGUCAAAAGCCGCUUUAAGUGUUUUGGAAGUGCCAAAGUCCUGAAGAACUUAUACAGGAAACACAGACUGGAGAGCGGAGUUUGUCCUGAUGUAGUAGAAGGAAGUUUUUUUGAAGGAAGCUUUGAAAAUGAAGGAAGCAUUUGUGGCAGUGACUCCACAUUCUACCAACAGACAGAAGGACACAGCAUGAUGGAUACCCUUGCUGUGGCCUUACGUGUUGCAGAGGAAGCAGUGGAAGAAGCUAUUUCUAAGGCAGAGACCUACAGUGACAGCCUGGACAAGCAGAACGAGGCUUGUUACUUGCAGGAUCACAAGGAAGACCUCAUAGAAGAGCUGGCUACAACCAUAGUGCAGAAGAUUAUAAAGAAGCAGAAGAGCAAAACUGAGCAGGCUGAGAGUGACUUUGAAUGGCUACCAUCCAGGAGCAGUGGCCUGGCCUCUGUUGCUGUCUCAGAUCAGAGCAUGCUGACUUUUCCUGGGAGCCGCAGUGGGUCCUACACGUUAUGGAGGUCUCAGUCUGCAUUUUCCCUGGCUAGUGAAGAUUUGCCCAGUAAAGGACUAGACCCUGCAUCGUCUGUGACUGAAGCUCUUUGGAGGCAGCAAAAAGGACAAUUCAGGAAACAGAAGGAACGCAAACUCUCUGCAUUACCAAGCUGGAAAAGUGUGGACAGGCUAAAUGAAACAAAUCCGCCUUCUGUUUUCCAAAGCACGGAUGGAAACUGGGUGGCUUUGCAGAAUGUCACUUUGCCUCGUCCUCGAAUGCUUGCCAAACCAAAGAGUCAAGUGUUUGAAGCUUUGGAGAAUGAAUCCAGUAUCGUGUCUGCCUAUGACGAGAUGGGCUCAGACAGUGAGGAUGACUAUGACUGGAAUGUGGCCUUGAACAAGCUGCGUCGGAGACCUCGGCAAUUACCAGGCGAUUUUUGUUACUCCAAUUCCCAGUAUGGUACUGAGUGGAUUUAUGGCAAUGAUCAGUACCAGGCAGUGACCUCCCCUUCCUCUGGGUUAUACACCAAUACUGAGACACUGUUCUCUGAUUCUGAAACAUCUUCAGUAAACUCUUCCCAGGAAGCUAAAGGACCUAGCAAACUUCUUUGGUUACAAAACAGGACUCAAAGUGAUAUGCCCAGAACAGAAAAAAAACAUUUCCAUGGAGAACUGGAUGUGAAUUUCAAUCCCCAGGCAACCAGCUUGGAGUUUUCAGACAGCAGUGAGACUGAAGAAGUCUGUUAUGAUUUAGAAAAGAGAUCAAGAAGGUGGAGGAAGAACAAAGCGAUUUCUGAAGAAUUACGUGAAGGAAAAAAUCCAUACAGCCCUGGUGCAGAGGUGUCAGAGCUCACUAAGCAAGAUUUUGAUGAUCUAUCAGAAACAGAUAUAAGCAGUGAAGAUCAGCAUCAUAACAUGAAGCCUGACAUUAUGGAAGAGGAGCUUAAAUCCAGGUUAUUUCAGCUUGCUGCUAAAAUGAGUGACAAGGAAACAUCUUCUGGUGAAGAGCAAGAGUCAGAAUCUAAAACAGACCCUGAAAACCAAAAGGAGAGUUUGUCCUCAGAGGAGAAUGGCAGAAGUAUUCAGGAAGAGUUAAAAAAGAAGUACUCUGCUGUCUCUCUCUGCAACAUAUCUACAGAGGUCCUGAAAGUCAUCAAUGCCACUGAAGAACUGAUAGCAGAAUCCACCAGUCCCAGCGAUUUCCCAGCUGACACUCAGGACAGAGAAAGAGGGACGUUCCCUCUGGGGACAGACCCAGUCAGACUGGAUGAGCAGCUCACAACACUGGAAGAAAACGUGUACCUGACCGCCGGCACAGUGUACGGGCUGGAGGGGCAGCUCACCAACCUGGAGGACGCCGCGCGCAAGAUCAACAGUGUUACUGCAGAGUCUGAGCUGGCCGAUCUGGAGGAUCAGGUGGCAACAGCAGCCGCCCAGGUUCACCAUGCAGAGCUUCAGAUUUCAGAUAUUGAGAGCAGAAUAUCAGCUCUCACUGUUGCAGGCUUGAACGUGGCUCCAUGUGUUCACCUGACAAGGAAACGGAAUCAAAAGCAAACAAACCAGAUGCAUACAAUAGACACAUCAAGACAGCAGAGGAGAAAACUUCCAGCUCCACCAGUAAAAGAUGAAAAAAUAGAUGGUUCUCCAGUUACCACUGUCAGAACGUUUAACAGAAACUUCAUGCUUCAAGGAUCUCUAACACAAAGAGCUAAAGAGAGGAAAAGCACUGCCAAGGACUUAAUGGAACCUGCUAUAGGAUCUGCUGUGAUGUACUAA